CAAUAGAACAUACAUCUGGCUGCAAACCCAAAAUUCCAGAUACAAACUAAACCCUUCGGAGUGAGAUAAAAUGUCGUCGAUCACCGCCACAUUGGCACCAACGGAUGCACCAUCCUACGAAGGCAACUUCAGCUAUCUCCGCCAAAACAUGAUGUGGAUGCUUCUAUGGUUUACCACCAUGGUUGUCUUCAUCAUUCUUCCAUUUUGCACUUCGAAGCGCCGAAGAGAAGCGUGYGCGCGGGGAAUCCGGGAGCGACGGUGGAUCAGCCAGGAGGAGUUCGACGCCGAGGAGUUCAACCUUAUCGAAGCACGGGAACAGGAUUCCAGGCGGCAGCAGCGCGAAAACACCCAGCGCCAUUUCCAGAUCACGAAGACGCAAGAAGACGAAAUCAGGCACCAAUAUCUUUCGUACAUAAUGGAAGACUACACAAUGGUGAGUUGCCAUGCGAGUAGAUUUCAGCCUAGCUGCAAGGUGGCCGUGAAAUUCUUUCCUACAGCGCCCGAGUACAGAAUAGUUGCGUUUUCUCAGCUCUCUGCUUUUGUACGACUCUYAUCUUUUUGAUGCUUCGUCCAAAUCUGUGGACUGUGUUUGCGCCGCUUCAGACACUGAAAAGUUCGGAUAUCCAGGAUAAAGAAGACAUUGGCGACACUAGCACAGAAGACAACUUAGAGCAUGAAACAACUUUGAUCGGUAAAGAAACCGAGGAAUCAGAAAACGACGUUGAGAAUCAGUGCGAUGCUACUAUGGUGUCUUCCUCGAUCGAAUCUGGUGACACCGCUCGUGUGGCGAAGAUCGAUGAAAAUAAGGCAUCUACCGAUGGUGAGGUGGUUCCGGAAAUACCGGUGAGACAGAAGCGAUCUAAUACCGAGACGUCCGAGGACCUCCUGGAAUGUGAAUUCGACAAUAAUCAAACGGUUUGCGUUCCGCUUGCCGGACAGUCUGUUGGGAAGGAAAUCGACGAGAURGAGGGAGCGACUAGCGGCAACGCGCUAUAUUCAAACAACCGUCGCGUAGUUUCCAAUGGAUGUGCUAUUUGUCUGUGCCGCUUCGAAGAGGACGAACAAAUCACGUGGUCGUCGAAUCCCGACUGCUGUCAUGUCUAUCAUAGUGAUUGCAUAAUAAACUGGUACCUUGCAUUUGGAAGGAAGACCCAAAAACGGCGUCGGCGCAACAAYCCCAACAUAACCGACGAGGAAUGCCUCGACCUGAUUUGUGACUUUCCCAUCCUGUGCCCCUGCUGCAGGCAAGAAUUCUGUUUGAAAGGAACACARUUAAAUUCAGGCCACGUUGAAGUCAGCGGCGUGGUCAACACAACGAGCACGAAUUCGUAGAUCAAGAACAUACACUCAAAUUACUGCUUGCAGUCGACAAUGCGUUCCUUCUGCCAACACAAUUCAAAUAUGUUGCACACCUGGUGAAAUUUCAUCGGUGUGCAAUUUAUGUGUACUGUAUGUAAAUUAAGAAUGAAGAUGUAA
Molecule: messenger RNA, 1476 nt
Organism: Pseudo-nitzschia multistriata
Lineage: Eukaryota; Bacillariophyta; Bacillariophyceae; Bacillariales; Bacillariaceae
Source: the annotation of a GenBank genome assembly